AUGGCGGAAACAAUGGACCCUUUAGCACCAAGUGUAAAUGAAUCAAGCUUCACACCAAGUCUAAUUAAUAAGUUAAGAAUGAGAUUUGGUAGUGGAUCUGCUACACCAAGAUCAAUGGCAGAGGGAUAUGUGGAGUUUGGCGAGUUUCGUGCUCAAGCCCCUGGGGUCAAAAAAGUGGGUACUUUCGCUGGUGUCUUCUGUCCGGUGGUGCUUUCUAUGUUUAGUGCACUUAUAUUUAUAAGAAUGGGUUACCUAGUAGGCAACGCUGGUACUCUUGUCACAUUAGCUCAGUUUGCUCUUGCCUAUGGCAUAGUCGGGUUUACUGUAAUGUCUAUCUGUGCUAUAUCAACCAAUGGUGCUGUGGAAGGUGGAGGAGUUUAUUUUAUGAUAAGUAGGACCCUAGGCCCAGAAUUUGGUGGUGCUAUCGGGACUUUAUUCUUCUUUGCUAAUGUCGUAUCGAGUGCGCUUUGUAUUUCAGCGUGUACUGAAGCGUUGGUGGAAAACUUUGGACCCAAUGGAUACCUUGUGGGAGACAGUCCUGGUCUACCAAACGGAGAUUGGUACCGUUUUCUCUACCGUUCAGUAUUGAACACAAUUGGCUUAAGUGUAUCUUUGGCCGGGGCUUCGCUUUUUGCUAGAACCAGUUUAGCCAUUUGGGUCACCAUGGUGGUGUGCUUAGCCAGUGCCUUUUUGAGUUUCUUCAUUACUACGCCUGCGAUGAUAGAGAAACCAGAAACAAAUACUCUAACUAACGCAACUAGCUUUAAAUACACGGGAUUCAGUGUGAACACCUUUUAUGAAAACCUAUAUCCCAAGUAUGGGAGGGAUUAUAGUACAAAUGAUGGUGAGAUGGUGGAUUUUGCGUCUGUAUUCGGCGUUUUAUUCACUGGAGUCACUGGUGUUAUGGCGGGGGCUAAUAUGAGUGGUGAACUUAAAUCUCCAUCGCGCAGUAUUCCUCUAGGUACCCUUACUGCGUUAUUUUUCACUGCGUUGUCAUACAUCGCGUUGACAUUUUUAACUGCAGCCACUUGUUCGAGAGAUCUUCUUCAGAAUAACUACGUAUAUUUGCUACCUAUUAAUGUAUGGUCGCCUUUUAUUGCCGUUGGGAUGCUUACGGCGACUUUUUCUGCUGGUCUCUCGAACCUCAUCGGUGCUUCUAGGGUGCUGGAAGCUUUAGCUAAAGAUAAUAUUUUUGGAUUUAUCCUCCGUCCAAUGGUGCCUCGAUCUGGAAAUCCCAUCCUCGCUGUGAUAAUGUCUUGGUUUCUUGUUCAAAUUGGUAUUAUUACUGGAUCACUCAAUGCUAUUGCUCAGGUGAAUUCAGUUCUCUUCAUUACAAGUUACUUCGCUAUUAACCUUGCCUGUCUUGGCCUAGAUCUCGCCUCUGCGCCUAACUUCAGGCCAACGUUCAAACAUUUCUCGUGGCUGACCUCCCUGAUCGGGUUGGUGGGUUGUGCCGCGCUAAUAUUCGGUCUACGUCCCGCGUACGCGAGCGCCGUAGCUUUGGCGUGCUGUUCGUUGGUCGUCGCGUUGCAUUUGCUGUCGCCGGCCGCGUCUGAACCGAAAUGGGGCAGUCUAAGUCAAGCUCUAAUCUUUCAUCAGGUCCGUAAAUACCUACUCCUCUUAGACCCUCGUAGAGAACACGUGAAAUUCUGGCGACCUCAGAUGCUGUUACUCAUCUCUUCCCCGCGUCAGGCAGCACCGCUCAUCGACUUCGUUAAUGACCAGAAAAAGGGCGGUCUGUUCGUAGUGGGUCACGUGAGGGUCGGUGAAUUGGACGGUAGCGGAGACCCACUUGCCUCAGAGCAUAAGUACUGGCUCAAACUUAUCGAUCAUCUUAAGGUGAAAGCCUUUGUGGAGCUAUCCUUAGCAGAGUCCAUCCGUAGUGGCGCAGCGCAGUUGACACGUCUCGCAGGUUUAGGAGCUAUGAAACCUGAUACUGUACUCCUAGGCUUCAGAGAUACGGCCACGCCCAAGGAUUUCUUUAGAGAUCCAACAUCACCAUACAAAACGGAGCAAUUCGAUCUGGACUCCGGUGAAAUAAUAUUCCCGGCUCGGACAUCCGUAUCGACCCGGAUAUCCGCGUCCGAGUACGUCCGUAUAAUAACAGACGUGCUGAGCGUCAAGAAGAAUAUAUGUCUCUGUAGGAACUUCCACACGCUUGACAUGGCUGCCGUAGAGAGACGCUCAUCGAGCCUAAAAUACAUAGACGUGUGGCUGGUAGAGCUUCUGACCCCGUCCCGCGAAGAGGCUUUCAGCGUGAGAGCCUUAUUCGCGUUGCAGUUAGCGGCCGUAGUGCGAUCGGCCCGCGGCUGGCAACAUUUGAGACUACGAGUCCACGUUGUUGACGCUACACCGCUUUAUGCUGACCUAUACCUUGCAGAGUUGGACAGUAUGGACAGCGCAGUGGAGCGGAGUAACCCCUCCUUAUCUCCUGCCAGACCCGUCCACGAAAGAUUGGAAGUAUUACUAAAAUUAUUAAGGAUCAAUGCUACUACACACACGGUGUCAGAAUGGCCAGCGUUGGAUAACUUUGGACAAUGGUCGGAAACCAGUUAUGACAAUGGGACUACGUUUAGUAGAAUACCUCAAAGUUAUUUGCAAAAGGUAAAUCAAAUAAUCAAGAGUCGCUGUGAAGACGGGGCAGCGGUCACAUUUGUCCAAUUACCGCAUCCACCGAAGUUGGCCCCGCACGCGAGUGACGCAGAUGAACCCGUAUGCGAACAGUAUCUUCAGGUUUUAGAAGACUUCACGAAGGAUCUCUCACCAACGAUAUUAGUGCGAGGGCUGAAGUCGGUAACCUCCACAGCUCUUUAA
Pieris macdunnoughi is the source of this 2814-nucleotide messenger RNA. NCBI's taxonomy places the organism in Eukaryota, Metazoa, Arthropoda, Insecta, Lepidoptera, Pieridae. The record is from the annotation of a GenBank genome assembly.